AUUUAUAAAUUUUAGACUAAAAAAUGGAAAGAUGUGAAAUAAAUAAUCUGGCAACACUAGUUACACGUACAACAAAGACGCCGGCUGUGAAAAAAUAUGGGCGCGUCCACAAACAGCAAGAGCCCCCUGGUGUCCUCUAUUAUCUCAGGACUCCUUAGUUUGGUCAUUUUUGCCACCCUCCGUUUCUGCGCCGACUGGUUCAAUGGCAGCCAACUGAAUGUUCUGCUGGGCGGAUACCUUUUCUCAUGGCUGUUCAUCCUGAGCCUUACCUGUGUUUCCAACGCGGAAAUGGUAAUAUUUGGCCAGGACUUUCAGGCGAAACUGGUCCCCGAGAUUCUGUUCUGCUUGGCUCUCACAGUAGCUGCUGCAGGAAUCGUGCACAGAGUGUGCGCCACCACCAGUAUCCUGUUUUCGCUGGUCGGACUCUAUUUCCUAAACCGUAUCUCCACGAAACACUACUCAAAUGUUGUGGCUCCUGUUGAUGCACCGGCACGCAAAAGUGGAAAAAAGUUUAAAUAAGACUCCUAAUAAUCUGACACGCUCUUUGUGCUAUCUUAAACAUUCGAAUUAUAAUAUUAAUAAAUAGUAUUAACAAAUAA
Messenger RNA from Drosophila ananassae, 599 nucleotides. RefSeq names its product protein KRTCAP2 homolog. The record is from RefSeq and is a predicted model, not a curated record. The transcript is spliced from 2 exons. NCBI's taxonomy places the organism in Eukaryota, Metazoa, Arthropoda, Insecta, Diptera, Drosophilidae. Bases 97 to 519 code for a protein of 140 amino acids.